GUUGUCUUUUCUGAGAAGAGUCAUGACCGGUCAGGGGCUAUCAUUCUAAGAUAUAAUAUUAAAAUCUGAAUAAAUUGUCAUCUCCUUCGCGAGCAAUGUCAGUGCCUUUAAGUUAACACUGUGAAGUGCUUGUUAUUUGUCUUUAGUGUAAAAUAAAGCAAAAUUUAAACGGAAGCCAGUAUGAGGCUCCUAAUAUUAAUAGCCUCUGUGUGGGCUUUAGCUUAUGCGAAGCCUGAAAUGUACAGAGAAAGUGAAGAUUUUCAGUAUUCAAGAAGUUCUUCAGACGAAGGCAAAAAGUCAGGAUUCUAUGGAUCUCAAAGAGGAAACAUGGGAGGUAAUUACGAACGGGCACACAAUAUGGACGGCUUAGCUCAGCACCAAAUGAGUACGGCUGUUCGUCAAGUAGAAGGUGAACUCGGCGAUGGAGCAAAGGAAAAGUCAGGCAGUGUUUUCACAGCAGCAAACUCAAGAGGAAUUUUUGGAUCCGGGCAUUACGAUCUCAGCAAUCUACAAGGACGAAAUUUCGACGAGAAUAGUAAUAGUGACUCACUAUCGCAUUCAUCUUUAACCUCUCAAAAUACUGGUUACAGAGGCCUGGCGCAUAGCUCCGGUUAUAACAGCGGGUACACAAAGAGUUCUAGACAAAGUACGGGUUUUGCGUCUGCCGAUUACUCUGCAGAUCAUUCUACUGAUUUUACUCAAAGUAAAAUUGUAGAUGGUGCACAACAAGCUUUCAACCAACACAGCUACGGUAACCAAGAGGCUUUAGGCAGUGAUUACAAAUAUUAUUCUCACGGUGGAAAUCGGGCACAUAAUCAAAUGGUUGGUGCAAAUCUUCACAGCGCUUACGAUUCACACGGCAGAAGAAUCACAGAUACUCCUGUAAGAGUUAUUAUGAGGCCAGGUACAAUUGUAACAGUACCAGUUUCUGCUCAAACAUAUGACGCUUCAUCUUCGUCAUUAAGAGGUGCAUCCUAUGGUCAAAACUCUUUAAAUACAGAAGCUGAAGAACUAAGCAAUAGUGGUAGCAGUGUUUAUGUAAAACCAAACACAGUCUAUUAUACUAAGCCAACACAUUAUGAAUCAUCCUACAAUUACCGAAAAGAAUGGGAGAAACACAACGCGCACCCAGAAGCAUAUAUUCCGACAGAAAACCCAUUCACAAAAAAUAGUGAACUUUAUGACGAUUCCCUUUUAUUACAAAACGCUAAGAGGCAAUACAAUGCGAUAGAUUCGAGCAGUGCUCACGUUGGUAGCGAUGUUCUCCGGUCUAAUAUUGGUCACUUAAAAAGCGUGAAUGCUGCUCAACAAUCUAAUAGCUAUAAUACAAAAUCGUCAUCGGGACAUCAAUCUCAAUAUAAUUAUGAAACUGCAGAUAACCAAAACGCAGCAGCAUCGGCACAUUCAAAUUCCUAUACACUGGGAACUCAAAAUACCGAAACUGCUGUUGAUGCAAACGACUUAGUGGAAAACAUUGACUCAAAACCGAAAAGUUAUCACUCUUCUUAUGCCUAUCAUAAGUCAUGGGAGCGACGUGGCGAUCCUUACGUAAUAAAACCCAUUGGUGGAGAUAACAGUGCGCAAAUAUCACAAAAACUUGUAUCUGCGUCUGCUAACCAAGGCAUGUAUUCAUCUCAUCAAUAUGGGUCUCUCCACAAUCAGGCGCAUCAGAGUUUAAUGAAAAGUGGUGUAGAUUGCGACGAAAACGGUCACGUCCGAGUUGCCCGGUCAUCCCAGGACCAUCCUCGGCAACAGGAUCAACAACAUGAGGAUCUAGGACAAGAAAUCCAAAAACAGUGGGGCGGAUUAGAGGACAUGGGGCAGCAGACACAAAAUAAAUGGGAUAACCUUCAAGAACAGUUUAGUCAACAAAGUCAGAAUUUAGAAGAUUUUGGUCAACAAAGUCAGAAUUUAGAAGAUUUUGGUCAAAAAAGUCAGAAUUUAGAAGAUUUUGGUCAACAAAGUCAGAAUUUAGAUGAUUUUGGUCAACAAAGUCAGAAUUUAGAAGAUUUUGGUCAACAAAACUUAGAAAAUUUUAAUCAACAACAUCAAAAUAUUGAAGAUCUUGGACAACAAAAUCUAGAUAGUUUUAAUCAACAACAUCAAAAUCUGGAAGAUCUUGGACAGCAAAAUAUAGAAAACUUUAAUCAACAACAUCAAAAUCUGGAACAUCUUGGACAACACAAUCUAGAAAGUUUUAAUGAACAACAUCAAAAUCUGGAAGACCUUGGUCAACAUAAUUUAAGAGAUUUUGGACAGCAAAGCAAUAAUCUUGGCCAGCAAUUAAAUAAUCAAUGGGACAAAUUUGACCAAUUUAAUGAAAAAUCAUCAAGCAUCGUAACUGAAGAAACACCAGAAUCCUUUCAAGAACCAAAGGUGAAUAAAGAAAGCAUAGGUCCUUUGUCAGACUUUAACCAACACCAAGAAAGUGACAAACAAAAAGCAAAUACCUUUUGGAAUCAACACCAAAACUUUGAUGCCCAUGAUUUUUCACAAAAUACUGAUCAAAUAGAAGGCUUUACAAAUGAAGACUUUCAAAUUAGAGACAGCCAACAAUUGCAAAAUCAAUUAGAAUUGCAAAAGAAAUUAAUCGGAACCAUGUAUGAUAUUUUAAGUAAACAAAAAACAAGUGACGACUUUCAACCUUCAACCUCUUAUAGUAAUCCAAUUAAUUACCAUCAUAAUAUAAACUACAAUGAUGGUGAAAACCAAUAUACAGGAUUUUCCCAUUAUAGUCACGAAGCUAGUAAUAAUGGUAUGAGUUCAUCAUGGCAGAAACAAUAUAAUAUUCAAGAAAAUAAUAAUAACAAGCCAACAGCACCGUUACAAAAUUUUUGGAGUAAGCUAGAUAAUUUGGAUACACAAGGAAUGAUAAAUACAAAUAAGGACACAAAAGAUGACAAUUUAUUCACACAAAUGUCAGAUAUUGACUGGAGUACCUCAAAUUGGGGGCAGUUUCAUGCACACCAUGAUAACCAUAUGUUUGACAGCUCCUUUGCUCAUAAUGAUGGAAAAAAUACUUUAACUUCUCAAAUUUUAAAGGCAACCACUUCAGUAAAUAGUGUAUUGCCAACAGAAAUAGUGGCAACAACAUCUAAACCUAGACAUAAUCCAAUAUCCAAUAUGCCUGUAAGCCCCAUUGAUAUUGGCCGUGGAGACAUAGGGGCAGAUGAAACAACUGAACCAAAGAAUGAAAAUGAACACACAAAUGUUUAUAUUCCUAAUUCACCUCACAGACAUUAUAAAUCUACAGAAGAAAUUGAAUCUUUGAGUUUAACAGAAGAAAAUGAUAACAGUGCAAAAGCAUCUGUAAACUCUCAACAGGCUACUGAAGAUAUGUGGAACCAAUUAUUUAAGCAUCAUAAUGUAAUAGAGCAUAACAUUGAGGAUAUGUCUUCAACUCAAACCUCUACAAGUACCAAACCAAUUAAAUAUAAACCAACAGAAAAGUAUAGUAAUACUUACACAGAUAAAGAUGCUAUUCCCAGUAUAGAGAAAAUAAAUAAACAAAAAGGUAUGACAUCUCAAGAGGUAGAAAAUACUGCCCAUAAAGUAGAACCAUUCUCAUUACAUAAUGAACAGAAAAAUAGUGAUCAACAAGACUUACUCCAUUCAUAUAACUUUGAAGAACAAAGUCAGGAACCAGCAAAAGAAAGUGAGACUCAACAAAAUGUGAAUGAACAAUUUGAAGAUUUCGGACAGCAACUUCAAAACACUUAUGACAUUGGACAAUCUAGCCAAUCCUUCUGGGAGCCAACUAAUUCAGAACAUAGUGAAGUACAACAACUAGAAAAUUUUGGAAGUUUUGAUAACAAUGACAACCAACAAUUUGAACCAUUAGAAAGAAGCAAUGAUAAACUUCAAAGUCAGAGUUUGUUGAACUUUGAACAACACAAAUCUUGGGAACCAGUAAUUAAUCAACCUAACAACCAGCAGCAACAACCUGUGUCUUCAACUAUUAAAACAUUAAGCCAAGAAUUAACUGAAAAACAAGGUCCCCCAUCCCACCCAAAAGUAAUUGUUCCAGAAGAAACAGCAACAGAAAAAGCAGGUUUUUGGAAAUCUUUUGGGAGCAAAUUUACAGGUGCAAAAGAAACAGUAGUAUCUUGGUUUAAACAUAGUUAAAAUAUAAUAAGCGUAAAAAUAACUAAAAUGUUAGAAUUAAGUUAUAUAAAACUAUUUUUAUGUAUUCCUUACCUCAGGUAAUGAAUUGAAGUAUUUAACAAAGGCUUGUUGCUUGACGGAGUCUGAAAAAAAACUAAGUAUUUAAGAAUAAUAUGUUUGCAUGAAAGAUGUGGAUAAACAUUACAAAUACUUAUAUAUUUGAA
This is a messenger RNA of Pieris brassicae (large cabbage white), 4328 nucleotides long. Its product is annotated as GATA zinc finger domain-containing protein 14-like. Bases 181 to 4125 code for a protein of 1314 amino acids. The transcript is spliced from 3 exons. Lineage: Eukaryota; Metazoa; Arthropoda; Insecta; Lepidoptera; Pieridae. The record is from RefSeq and is a predicted model, not a curated record.